AGUUUGGUAUGGAAGGCUUACCUAUCAGGAAAUUGAUAAUAUUGUCUUGCGCACUAAUGAGUCAUUUAGAGACCAGAUUCAAGAAGAGCACCAUUGUGGGGUUUCCCCUUUUACAGCUCUUCCUGUGGAUCUAAUAAAAUCAUUUCCAAUAGAUUACAUGCAUCAAGCCUGCCUUGGUGUGAUGAGGCGCUUACUCCUGAUAUGGAUAAAAGGAAAAAAAGAAACUAGGAUUACGCAGAGGCAUGUUGAAGAAAUCAACAAGAAACUCUUAGAAAUGCAACAGUUUGUCCCCAGCAACUUUGCACGAAAACCUAGAAGCCUUCUGGAAAUUGACAGAUGGAAGGCAACCGAAUUCAGACAGUUUUUGUUGUAUACUGGCAAACUUGUUCUUAAAGGCAGCCUAAGAGGUGACCUUUAUGCUCAUUUUAUGACUCUUUCUGUUGCUCUGUGCAUUCUUGUGUCACCAAGACUUAUUCAGAUGCAUAAGGGCUAUGCUCACCAACUACUGGUGUAUUUUGUUAAACGAGGUCGGGAACUCUAUGGCAAUGAGUUCUUAGUGUACAAUGUCCAUAGCAUGCUUCACCUUGCAGAAGAUGCUGGUUGGUUUGGAAGCUUGGAUGUCUGUGCAGCAUUUCCAUUUGAGAACUAUCUGUAUAAACUGAAGAAAAUGGUUAGAUCAGGAAAAAAUGCUUUAUCACAAGUUGUAAAAAGAAUUCAUGAACUGGAGAAUGACCCAGGUGAAAUGAAACCUGCAAAGUUUAAGAAAAUCAUCUGCACUAACAAACCUGACAAUACAUAUAUUUUGGAUGAUUCAUCUUGUUGUGAAGCAGUGGCCUUAUCACACCAAAGAGAUGAUGAAGGAAACCAGAAAAUACUGUGCAGAGUGUACAACAGAACAGAAUCAGCAUUUAAUGACCCAUGUGAUUCCAAGAUUAUUGGAGUUUAUCAGAUAAAUACAGCAAAAAGUUAUAUGAAAUUUAUUAAAAAAAGCGACCUAAAAACAAAGGCAAUUAUGGUACAUAGUAGAAGUGGAAGACACACAAAAAUCCUAGCAAUACUGCAUGAAUUCUGAAAACUAUCAGAUGUCAUUUGUAGUUGUGGAGUUUCUGGA
Messenger RNA from Portunus trituberculatus (swimming crab), 1111 nucleotides. RefSeq lists its product as uncharacterized. Lineage: Eukaryota; Metazoa; Arthropoda; Malacostraca; Decapoda; Portunidae. The record is from RefSeq and is a predicted model, not a curated record. The transcript has 2 exons. Bases 158 to 1072 code for a protein of 304 amino acids.